GGCGGGACUUCCGACAUGUAGCGCCACCCGGAAGUUAAAUCGACGAGUGUCUCGUUAGCGAAGCGAGAAGCUGGUGUGAUUAUACUAAAAACUAAAAAAAGAAAAACAAACUUAUGAGGCGUCAGCGGGGUAAUGUUUGCCUAUAGCAUUUUUAAAAAUGUACAGGUUACUUCUCAGUUUUUUCUCUCUGGACCUGCAGUGAGAGAAAUGGAGGAGAAUGGCAGCCGACUCUACUCAUCAUUCACCGUGUACUUGGAUUUUGGCUUGAAAUUCACACACUUGCCAAAGCACCAAUGACCUUCUAUAAAAAAAAAAUAAAAUAAACAUGUCCUUCUUUGACUUCGACCUUUAUUACAGCCCCUUUUCUGUUGACGUCUGUCAGACUUUUGACCCUUUCUCCUAGCCAAGCACAUGUACAGGAUAUUUCCCUUCCUGCCUUAUGCUUUGGUUAGUGAGAACGUACACUUUCCUGACACCCUGUUUACCAUAUCAAACACUUCUGCUGCCCUGACACCCUAAGGUCCACUUUGGCCAUGUUCCACAAGAAAGGUUGUCUAAUUAUUUGUGGCGCUUUGUUGUUUAUUGCUUGGAAUGCCCUUCUUAUAUUUGUUCUUUUGGGAUGGUCACCUGAAGGAGGCGUGUCUAUUUCAGCAGAAAAAGAUCCCCAAAACUCCAACACUGUGGAGAAAUUGCUACAGUUAAUCAGUGCGUUUGAGACGGAACUUGAGUCCCAGAACAAAAUCCUUCUCCAGAUUCAGAGCCAUAAGUCACUGUGGGAAGAACAAAGAAAAAAACCUACAGCUUUCAGGAGUAAAUUAGAUAUCAAAAGUCAUUUUACAGAUGCGGGGAGUAACUCCCAGUCAUCCCCCGUGGUUAUUCCCAUCUUGGUCAUGGCGUGUAACCGAGUGACAGUGUCACGCUGCUUGGACAAACUCCUCGAGUACCGGCCAUCACCUGAACUCUUCCCCAUCAUCGUGAGCCAGGACUGUGGUCACACGCAGACCGCUGAUGUGAUCGCCUCAUACGGCAGUAAACUGACUCACAUUAAACAGCCUGAUUUGUCGGAGAUCUCAGUGCCUGCAGGACAUAAUAAGUUCCAGGGUUACUACAAAAUCGCAAGACAUUACCGUUGGGCUCUAAACCAGGUCUUCAACACCUUCUCAUACUCUGCUGUCAUCGUUGUGGAAGAUGAUUUGGAGGUGGCUCCAGACUUCUUUGAGUACUUUAAAGCCCUUCACCCUGUACUAAAAUCGGACCAAACUCUGUGGUGUGUGUCUGCCUGGAAUGACAAUGGCAGGAACGGAUAUGUGGAUCCUGCGAAAUCAGAACUCUUAUAUAGGACAGAUUUUUUCCCAGGGCUUGGGUGGAUGUUACUUAAGGAGAUCUGGAUCGAGCUUGAGCCAAAAUGGCCAGCUUCGUUUUGGGAUGACUGGAUGAGGCACCCCAAUCAGCGCAAAGGCAGGUCAUGCAUUCGCCCCGAAAUCUCUAGAACUUUGACGUUUGGCCGUAAGGGUGUGAGUUUGGGUCAGUUCUAUGACAAGUAUCUCCGCUUUAUUAAACUCAACACCGAAUUUGUGCCUUUUACAAGUAGAGAUUUGUCUUAUUUGGAGCAGGGGAAAUAUGAUCAAGCUUUUGAGAAGGAGGUUUACAGUGCUCCUCUUGUGACAGCGGUGGAGCUGAAAAACGGAAAGCUGUACGGGCCCGGCCCGUUUCGCCUGCAGUAUUCCAACGCACAGAGUUUUAAAACACUAGCACGAGAUCUUGGACUCAUGGAUGACUUGAAGUCAGGAGUGCCACGAGCUGGGUAUCGAGGCGUUGUCAGCUUCUUUUCACAAGGAAAGCGGAUCUAUAUAGCGCCACCUGUUGGUUGGACAAAGUAUGAUCCAAGCUGGAGUUGAGGUAGCCUGUGCAUAUUGGGGGGGAUCUGUGUAGUCAGUAUAAAGGAAUUAUAUUGUAAACAUUGAUCCACAGUGAUUUGUCAUGGUGCAAAUGUGUUCAGCAUCCAUGCUCAAAAUAAUUACCUUUUAUUUGCCGUAUAUUUGAAAAUGUUCACCCUGCAGAACAUACCAGAGACGCUUCAAAAUAAGCAAAGGUUGAAAAUGAUGUGAGACCAAAGAUCAUGUUGUAGAGUAAUUGAUUUCCAUAUCUCAGGUCAAUGCUAAUAUUUUUUUAAUGAAGAGAGACAAAUAUAUACCUUCAAUGUUAGAAAUAUAGAUUUGUUAGGAUUGUCACACUGAGUGAUUUAUAGUGAUCUUUGUUUUUUUUUAAUCAUGACUGAUAAUCAUCACAGCCUUGAUACAAGUAUUCUUUAUUCACCAGUCACUUUGCAAUCUGAAACCUCUUUAAAGUGCCUUCAAACUUUUAUAGCUCUAUUUAAAUGAUUAUAUGUGAAGUUUGUGCUUAAGUGGUGGUGGAUGUUGUGUUGUUUGGGGUAAAACAUGUAGCUUUUAAUUCUAUAUUUGACUGACUGACUGAUAGCUUUGAUCACAGAGUGAUGUUAUACUAAAAUGUUUGGGAUUUAAUAUGUGGGGGAAAAUAAAGCAAACAUUUGUCAUAUUUUAA
Molecule: messenger RNA, 2562 nt
Organism: Ictalurus punctatus (channel catfish)
Lineage: Eukaryota; Metazoa; Chordata; Actinopteri; Siluriformes; Ictaluridae
Gene: mgat1a
Product: alpha-1,3-mannosyl-glycoprotein 2-beta-N-acetylglucosaminyltransferase a
Exons: 3
Coding region: 534-1898 (454 amino acids)
Biological process (GO): protein N-linked glycosylation
Cellular component (GO): Golgi apparatus
Molecular function (GO): alpha-1,3-mannosylglycoprotein 2-beta-N-acetylglucosaminyltransferase activity
Source: RefSeq, a predicted model, not a curated record